CUGGUUUGAACCGGUUCCCGGGAAAAUUGCAGUCUCGCGUUGUACUGCGCCAUUCGACAGAGUAGUCAACAUCCGUGUAUUGUUGAAUCAAUCAAAAUGUCAAACGUUACAUCCCAAACAGACAAGGAACAAGCACCAACAUUUAAGAUGGUGCUGGUAGGAGAUGGGGGUGUUGGCAAAACAACAUUUGUAAAACGUCACAUGACUGGAGAAUUCGAAAAGAAAUACAUUGCCACACUGGGAGUGGAGGUACAUCCCCUGCUCUUCUACACUAACAGAGGCCCUAUCAGGUAUAACGUGUGGGAUACGGCUGGACAGGAGAAAUUUGGGGGCUUGAGAGAUGGAUAUUACAUUCAGGGUCAGUGUGCCAUCAUCAUGUUUGAUGUAACCUCAAGAGUAACGUACAAAAGUGUUCCCAGCUGGCAUCGAGAUUUGGUAAGAGUCUGUGAAAGCAUACCCAUUGUUUUAUGUGGAAACAAAGUGGACAUCAAGGAUAGGAAAGUCAAAGCCAAAGCCAUCACCUUCCACCGAAAGAAAAAUUUGCAGUACUACGAUAUCAGUGCUAAAAGUAACUACAACUUCGAGAAGCCGUUUCUGUGGUUGGCCCGUAAGUUGAUCGGAGACCCCAACCUGGAGUUUGUUGCUAGCCCAGCCAUGUUGCCUCCUGAAGUACAUAUGGACCCAGAUCUCGCCAAGGAAUAUGAAGAAGAAUUAAAGAAAGCACAGGACGUGGCUCUUCCAGAUGAAGACGCAGAUGACGAUUUGUAAGAAGAAUAGCCUGUAAAUUUGCUCUACCAGAGACUGUACACAAUUUUUAUAAAUUAAUUUUGUACGCAACAGCAGAGCUUUGAGAAGAUUCUGGGUUCGAAGAACUUGUCAUCGGUAUUCUUGUGGUCUAGUGUGGUAUAUACUCUAAUUGUCCCCAGCAUGGCUGAUGCGAAAACUGCUGGAAACACCACUGGCUUAUAUUGCUGUAACAGACGAUCACUCACAAGAUCAUUUUCCUGUGGAACGACGUAGAUGUGACACUGUUCACUGUUGUGCUGCCUUCUCUUAAGUUUCUGUGGCUCUCUGCUGUAGUUUUUAAUGACAGUUUCAUGGACCGUGCAUCCCCAUUGACUAAGUUAUUCAGUUCUUUCACCUCAGUGGCACAACCACAUUCAGGAGAAUGCGGACUGGUUACACUUGCAAAGAAGGCCAGAGGAUAUUGACAGUCAAUUCUCAGAAGGAAUAUUUUCCCGCAGGAAUCUUUAUCACUCCAUUCCCUUGAUUUUUUUUCUCUCUCGCUUGGAAGCACAGCCUAGUGGUAUGAUCUGGAUAUUUAUAAACAGCUGGACAGUUCAGUUACUUGUGGGUGUAUCGUUUACUAUCUAUACUUGUGAUUAACAUUGCAAAUGUAACUAUUGUCAACUAUAUUAAAAUUUUUUUGGGUCAAACUGUU
This is a messenger RNA of Liolophura sinensis, 1441 nucleotides long. Its product is annotated as GTP-binding nuclear protein Ran-like. The coding region runs from base 97 to 768 and encodes 223 amino acids. Lineage: Eukaryota; Metazoa; Mollusca; Polyplacophora; Chitonida; Chitonidae. Gene Ontology annotation, biological process: ribosomal subunit export from nucleus; protein import into nucleus. The record is from RefSeq and is a predicted model, not a curated record. The transcript is spliced from 7 exons. Gene Ontology annotation, cellular component: nucleus; cytoplasm. Gene Ontology annotation, molecular function: GTPase activity; GTP binding.